Messenger RNA from Penicillium bovifimosum, 1956 nucleotides. RefSeq names its product DnaJ and TPR domain protein. Lineage: Eukaryota; Fungi; Ascomycota; Eurotiomycetes; Eurotiales; Aspergillaceae. The transcript has 3 exons. Gene Ontology annotation, molecular function: protein binding. The record is from RefSeq and is a predicted model, not a curated record. Bases 1 to 1956 code for a protein of 651 amino acids.
AUGGGCCAAUUCACCCUCUUCUCAAAAAACAAGGACAAGAAGAACGAGAAAGCCAGUCCUCCUCGAAACUCCUCCGCUUCGUCUCCAUUACCGACACCCUCCAGAUCUCCGACUAAGUCACCUCCUUUGAAGUCCUUCAAGUCGCCCACCAAACCUCCCAAACCCACCAAAUCCUCCAAACCAUCCCUCUUCUCUUCCCACAGUCGGUCUUCCUCAACCUCCGGACCGACCUUCAAUUCGAAAUUCUCCCGGUCUUCGCGUGACCAGGACGUACACCCGCUUAAUCUUCCGCCCGACGAGCUACAUCGUCGUUUGUCGGCCAUGGCUGCGUCUAAGGAUGAGCAGCGCAGCUCGAUGGAUAUCGACCCCCAAGAACCCCAGAAGAAUGGCGUGAACGGCACUGAGGAGCGCAGUCCGACCCCGCCACCGCACCACCCGAACUCAGCAUCUGCCGAUGAGGCUGAUUCCUUCAAGUUGGCCGGAAACAAGUUCUUCAAGGAUGGCAAUUACUACCGAGCAAUCCAGGAAUAUAACAAGGCUAUCGAGAUCAACCCCAACUCGUCCGCCUAUCUCUCUAACCGAGCGGCGGCUUACAUGUCCGCCAAACAAUACGUGAAUGCGCUCGACGAUGUUCAACGCGCGAGCGAGUUAGAUCCUAACAACCCAAAGAUCUUGCACCGAUGGGCCAAGAUUCUGACGAGUCUGGGCCGACCCGCAGAGGCUCUGGACGUAUUGUCACGCAUCCAACCACCCGCCACCGCCACCGAUCGGGCAGCCGCAGAGAAGAUGCUGCGCUUCGUUACACAAGCCGAGGAGACUUUGGCCGAAGACCGUGGAGUGUCGAUGGUGAUCUUCUGUCUUGACCAGGCGCGGCAAGGGCUUGGACAGGGCGUCAAGGAGCCCCGCAAGUGGUCACUUUUGGCGGCUGAGGCCCAGCUGAAGCUGAACAACAACAACUCGCUGGGUAAGGCGCAGGACAUCGCUAUCAACCUGCUGCGUGAAAACAGCCAGGACCCGGAUGCGAUGAUGAUCCGUGCUCGCGCCUUCUAUGCGCUUGGUGAUUCCGAUCAGGCAUUGAAACUCUUGAAGAUGUGCAUCGGGCUGGACCCGGAUAUGAAGCCAGCGAUCAAGCUGCUGCGCAUUGUGCAAAAAUUGGCCCGCACCAAGGAGGAAGGAAACAAUGCCUUCAAGGCGAAGGAUUACCACAAGGCUAUCGAACUCUGGGCCCAGGCUCUGGAGGUUGACCCCACCAACAAGGAUAUGAAUGCCAAGAUUCUGGGUAACCGUGCCCAGGCUUAUAUCAACCUGAAGGAGUAUGACUCUGCUGUGCAGGACUGCACUGAGGCCCUUCGCCUCGAUCCCUCAUACGUCAAGGCUAUGAAGCUCCGUGCCAAGGCCCACGGGGGUGCCGAGAACUGGGAGGAGGCUGUCCGUGAUUAUAAGAGCGUUGCCGAGAACAACCCCGGCGAGAAGGGCAUUGCGGAGGAGAUUCGCCGUGCCGAGUUCGAGCUGAAGAAGUCCCAGCGCAAGGACUACUACAAGAUUCUUGGAGUCGGCAAGGAUGCCACUGAUACAGAAAUCAAGAAGGCCUACCGCAAGCUGGCUAUUCAAUACCACCCCGAUAAGAACCGUGACGGUGAAGCGGGCGAUGAGAAGUUCAAGGAAAUUGGUGAAGCCUAUGAGACUUUGAUCGAUUCUCAAAAACGUGCUGCAUAUGAUAACGGAGACGACUUGAUGGAUCCAUCUGACAUGUUCGGCGGUGGUGGUUUCGGCGGCGGCGGUUUCGGUGGUUUCGGUGGCAUGGGUGGUAUGGGUGGUAUGGGCGGCGCAAGCCACGUCAACAUUGACCCCAACAUUCUCUUCAAUAUGAUGAACGGCGGCGGUGGUGGAGGCUUCUCUUCCGCUGGCGGCAAUCCCUUCGGUGGUCACUCCCACGGCGGCGGCUUCCCAUUCUAG